GAGCUGAGAGGCGGAUUCCUUCGCUGCCGCGGUUGGUUUCUGAGGGGAGAUGAGGCGGCUGGCCGGAGCCGUCCUCAGGCUCUGAGUCGCCGGGACCGCCGGGCAGGGCGCGGCCAAGGAAAGGCUCGGGACAGACUCAUGAGUACCGCCUUCCCCGCGGCCGGGCGUCCCCGCCACCACCACCGCCGCCCUUCUCCUUCCCAGCGCCGGUAGCCGAGCCGGCGGGCGGGCAGGCAGCAUGUCGUCGCCGACGUGGCUGAGCUGCCGGUUGGCGCUGCGCUUGGGCUCGGCCGGUUCCUCCGAGCGGGCGUCCCGCCUCGGCGGGUGCCGCUGCCUCCUGCUCCUCCGACGGCGCCUCAGCGCCCUCCAUCGCGCCCCCCGGCCCGGAGACGGACUGUGGCCGCCGGCCGCGGCCUCCUGCUUGGGCUCCCCGCGGCCGCUGGGCACACACCCCAAGAAGGAGCCGGUGGAGGCGCUCAACACGGCGCAGGGGGCCCGCGACUUCAUCUACAGCCUGCACUCCACGGAGCGCAGCUGCCUGCUGAGGGAGUUGCACCGCUUCGAGUCCAUCGCCAUCGCCCAAGACUUAGCUGGAUUGGGUCUUGCAGGCUAUGUUGAAGCUAUGGCCUCCAGAUUGGGCCUUUCAAUUCCCGAUCUCACCCCCAAACAAGCUGAUAUGUGGCAAACACGUCUUAGUGCACACUUGGUGAGUAUGUGUAUUUAUGGAUGAGAGCUCAGGGGAAACCAAGACGGAGAAAAAUAGCAACUUCAAUAUUGCCUGAACACUGGAAUUUGGAUACCAACUAAGUAUGCUGUUAGAUUGGGUAAUGGAAAGGCACACACAGGCUAACGGUAACAACAGCUCUUUAUUAA
This is a messenger RNA of Thamnophis sirtalis, 873 nucleotides long. The record is from RefSeq and is a predicted model, not a curated record. NCBI's taxonomy places the organism in Eukaryota, Metazoa, Chordata, Lepidosauria, Squamata, Natricidae.